AAUCUACGCAAAUAGAAAAACCAUUUGAAGCAUUUGUUGAUGCGCCUUUACUUUUGGAUUUGGAAAUUGAAUUUGAUUUAAAUUAUAUAAAUAGGUUUUUGGAAGAAUUAAGAAAUAUGAAUCAAGACUCUGAAAGGAUACCUUGGAGAUUAAAAUUGGAAGAAAAGCUGAAACAACAUUCACAAGAUAUAAGUAAUAUAAAUUCAUUUAACAGAGAUGAAAUUGAGCAUGAUCAAAUGACAUUGAUAUUACAAGUUCAGGAAAUUUUACCAGAUUUAGGACAAGGAUUUAUCAAUGAAUGUUUGAAAUUUUAUGAUG
Entrophospora sp. SA101 is the source of this 318-nucleotide messenger RNA. The record is from the annotation of a GenBank genome assembly. Lineage: Eukaryota; Fungi; Glomeromycota; Glomeromycetes; Entrophosporales; Entrophosporaceae.